This is a messenger RNA of Scophthalmus maximus (turbot), 5123 nucleotides long. Its product is annotated as myogenesis-regulating glycosidase. Lineage: Eukaryota; Metazoa; Chordata; Actinopteri; Pleuronectiformes; Scophthalmidae. Gene Ontology annotation, biological process: skeletal muscle fiber development; carbohydrate metabolic process. Gene Ontology annotation, molecular function: hydrolase activity, hydrolyzing O-glycosyl compounds. The transcript is spliced from 7 exons. The record is from RefSeq and is a predicted model, not a curated record. Bases 510 to 2615 code for a protein of 701 amino acids.
AAAAGAGUAAUUCAGCUUGGCUGUCACAAGAACCGUUACAGGAAAUCUUUCACAAGCCAUAAGACUUUACAACACCUCACCACUGUCUGACAGAGAGACUGCACCUUCAUGUUACCAGUUCUUCUGCACAUCACUGUAAUCUCCUUCGGGAAAGAAUUCUACCGCCCACCUAGUGUUUUCACACUACAUUACCCAGAAGCCCCGUCGGCGGUUGUGACGCUGAGUGACGCGUACGAUGGACGAAUCCGCUCAGUGGUUGGUUCGUCGCUGGGCGGGACCGUGACGCUUUAAACCGCUCCGCGGCUGCGCAGUAGCCUCCUGCGCUCACCAGCUGUAGCUGCACACGUUGACCUCAGGGGAAGAGAUGUGGAGCUUUGGACAAAUCUGCCCUUAUUCAGAACUGGACACACAAUGCUAAAGGCUAGCGUGAAGACAUUCUAAACAUUUUCCACCAACAUCGCAUCACUGCAGCCCUUCACUCCUGCCACUUCACCUCCAAACCUGCAUCUAUGUAUACCUCACGGCCUCCAGUCUUCAGUAUGUAUGAAAUUGUCCCGGUGGCUCCCGGGGACCAGAUGUCCGGGGGAAGUAGAGGCUCUCCGCGAAAAAAGAAGAAACUGGCCAACGAAGGCCGACCCCUGGUAAUGGCAGGAAUGUUAGGCUGUGCUUUGGUGCUGGCUGCUGUGGUUGCCUGGUGCUACUACUCGGUGUCGCUCCGUAAAGCCCAGCUGCUGAAGACGGAGCUAUUAGACCUCAACAAAGACGGUUUCAUCAUUCGUAACCAUGCCGGGGCUGUCAUCUUCUCCAUGACCUUCAGGUCUGGCACUCUGGACCUGGACUCCUGCUCAAAGGAGGGAAGUGUUCUGAGCUGCACCCAGUCAGAUUCUGGCAAGCUCAACUUCUUCAUCCAGACAGUUCAACUGAAGGACACGGUGAUGUGUUACCGCGUUCGCUGGGAGGAGCUGCAGUACACGCCCUUUGUGGAGCACACCAUGGCCUAUAAUGAUUCUCAUUGGUACGGUGGGGCGGAGACAGCGACGCAGUAUUGGCCUAUCAGGGUCCAGGGCGAGGAGGAACCACGGCCUUUCAUCACCAGCGACGUCUACUCCAAUCGGAACGCUUUUGGGGGUUUCCUAGAGCGCUAUUGGCUGUCGUCGAACGCAACUGCGAUCAAGAUUAACGACUCGGUACCAUUUCAUUUGGGCUGGUCGGAGAAGGACAUGACUCUCAGGUUCCAGGCCCGGUACCAGGACUCUCCCUUCAAACCACCAGAGGGCCAGCAGCCAUUACCUGAACUCAGCUACAGAGUGUGUGUGGGCUCAGAUGUGACAUCUAUUCACAAAUACAUGGUGCGUCGGUAUUUCCCAAAGCCUAUCAAGGUCCCAUCUACCGAAGUGUUCAAACAUCCGGUGUGGUCCACAUGGGCUCUCCACAAAACGUCUGUGACUCAGGAGAAGCUGCUGGACUAUGCCUCCGACAUCACCAGGCACGGCUUCACGUGCUCCCACCUGGAACUGGACGACCGCUACACCGCCGACUACGGAGAGUUUGACUUUGACCCUCAGAAGUUCCCCAACGCCAGUGGGAUGUUUGAGAAACUCAGAGAGGACGGGUUUCACGUGUCGCUCUGGACGCAUCCUUUCAUCAACUAUGACUCCAUUAAUUUUGGAACUGCCGUGGAAAAGGGUCUGUUUGUCCGCGAGCCGAGCGGCGAGCUGCCAGCUCUGGUGCGCUGGUGGAACGGCAUCGGAGGAAUCUUGGACUUUACCAACCCGGACGCUCGCGAGUGGUUCUCCGCGAAUCUGCGCAUGCUCAAAACCAACUAUGACGUGACUUCCUUCAAGUUUGAUGCAGGGGAGACGAGCUACCUCCCCCACCAGUUCAGCACCCUGGUCCCACUUUCCGACCCCUCCACCUUCACCCGCCGCUACACAGAGAUGGCCAUACCCUUCAGCGAGCGUGCCGAGCUGAGGGUGGGAUACCAGAGUCAGAACAUCUCCUGCUUCUCCCGGAUCAUUGACAGAGACUCGGUGUGGGGCUACGAGCUCGGCCUCAAGUCCAUCAUCCCCACUGUUCUGACGAUUAGCAUUCUAGGCUACCAGUUUGUCUUACCAGAUAUGAUAGGAGGAAAUGCAUACCCCAACCGCACCACAGGUGAUAAUAAAACUGGUCUGCCAGACAGAGAGCUGUACAUCCGAUGGUUGGAGCUGUCAGCUUUUAUGCCUGCUAUGCAGUUCUCUAUUCCACCGUGGGCCUAUGAUAACGAGGUGGUACAGAUAGCGCAGAAGUUCACGGAGCUUCACGAGACCCUGGUGGCCCCGAGGGUUCUCGAACUGGCGGGCGAGGUUUUGGACACGGGAGACCCGAUCAUCAGGCCCCUGUGGUGGAUCGCCAAUGACGACGAGGCGGCCUAUAAGAUCGACUCCCAGUUCCUGAUCGGGGAUGACCUGAUGGUGGCUCCGGUGUUGGAGCCAGGAAAGCAGGAGAGGGACAUCUAUCUGCCUGCGGGUCGAUGGAGGAGCUACAAGGGGGAACAUUACGACAAAGGCCCCAUUCACCUCACUGACUACCCCGUGGACCUGGACGAGGUGGCUUUCUUUACAUGGGUUCACUGAAGACGCUAAACGGUUGAAGACACAUGCAUACACGCACACAAACACUGUAUGCUGUGUCUACUUUCUUUGGGGCACACAUGUCAAGAAAAAGCAGGAGAUGUUUGUUCGUUUUUUAAAGGGAAAUGACCAGCAGGGGUCUGUUUGCACAGCAGAGUGUGAUUUUUGGUAAAGGUUAACUUCACAUCUCCUCUGACCUGCUCCUUAUCUGAACUUCUGCGCCUGCAGAUUAGAGAAAAGAGAAUCGCCUGUUCACUCCUGCUUCUCUCGUUCCAUCCUUAAGCUGACCCUCAUCCUCAUGUGCCUUGCACAAUAAUAAAACCGAUCUCCGAUUGUAUCAUCAAUCAGUCAGCAGUCUUCCAACUAAAGGACAUCUAGAUAACUUUGAAGCCUGAGUCGCAUAGCUAGACUGUUAUUUUUUUUGGUGUAGGGAAAGAGUUGGGUUUAACUCCUGUGAUUUUUUUUGUUUUUUGAUGACAGAACAAUAACUGUGGCAUCAAUUAUCCGUAUUGUAGUUUGACAGUGUUGGGCACUGAACCGGCAAUAGAUAUGCACUCUGACUUGGACACAUGCACCCCUCCUCAGAGGGCAUGCCUAACCUCUGGUCACCAUGGAAACUGAUGUAUUGUGAAUUUACGUUCUCAACUACCUAUUAAGCUAAUGUGCAUUACUUUUACAUUAAUGCAAAAUAACACAAAUUAUUAAUUUGUAUUAAUGAAUAUCAGUGCCAAAUCUUAAAAAAAAUUAAUAGAAGAAAUCUACUGUUUUAUGCUUUUCAUCUCAGGGUAGAUAAAAAAAAACAACUAAAAACAUUUGUUAUAUUACAAAACAUUUUGUUGCUCCACAGAAAUGUAUUAUACAACUGCUACUGGCUUGCCUUGUAAAACAAGAAAUGUUAUCAAAUGACAUAAUAUUAAUGCGCCGUCCAUGUCUGCCUUGACUUUAAUUUGCCUUAUCAGCUGAACUAAUGUAUGCCAGCCUUGGCACAGAGAUCCAGUGUGGUACUAGAACACCUACUUUGGUCACAUGGUGAUUUGCUUGACGCACUGCACCUUUAUGUUUUGAAUAAGUGACACUGGGAAUGAGACAUCUGCCAUUUAAACAUACUGUACGUCUGAUACAGUGAUUGCUUGCACUAGAGUAAAGCACACUACUGGUUGAGUCUUCUUCAUGCCUUUCUUGAAAAUAAUUUUUCUGUAAAAUGGAGUCAGACACUGUUUUAAAAUAUUUAAGUUACUAUAAAUAUAUUUAUAAUUGUUAUGGGAUUUUGUAUUAUUUUGAUGUUUUUUGUUUGAUGAAACCGUCCUGCUGUAAAAUGGUAGUAUUUGCGUUGCUCUCUUGAAUUCCUCCUCCCACCAAAAGAUGGAGCUAAAGUCAGAAAUGUUCAAAGCUUUCACACAACGCACAAAUUUGACCAUAACAAAUCUAAAAAUAAAAAUGAAUAAAUGCAUAAUUUUGAAUAAUAUCACUUGUAUGUCUUUGUGGCAGGCAUAUAUAGAGUCCAGGUGAACUUCUGUAAGACAAUACUGCAAUGUUUCACAGUAAUCUUUUUUUAAAAUUUGUACAUAAGAGAAAAUGCAUAAUCUGAAAGGUCACAAAUGCACAGAUCAGCAUCAUUUAAAGGAAUUUGACAUGUUUAUUUGUUAAAAAACUACAUAAAUGCGUUUGUCCUUAGUUUAUGGUCCGAGACUGAGUGAAAUCCAUCCAGAUAUUAUAACUGUGAUACAAGUCUGAAGUGCUAAAGGAAAAGCAAUGAAAUUGAAUGAGUUAAGUUGCUGCUGUUAUGAAUUAAUAAUACUUAUGUAAUUAAGUUAGAUGCCGAAGAAAAACAAAAAAAAACCCAUGGUUGUUGCAUUUUCUUUAUACAUACAUUCUUCUUUGAUACAACCCUCCUUUGAUCUUAAGUGUGUAUUGAAAUCGGCUCCAAAGGGGCACGAGAAAUGUGUCACUGCAAACACAACUAUGAAAUCUUUACAAUGACACUUGACAACGGCUAUAUGCUCCAACAUUAUUAAUUGAAAGCAUUUGGGUCUAGGAUCUAGACUAACAGUGGAUAACGUAUUUGAGCAACUAUAAUUCUCAAUCAUAAAACCUAUAUCUUCAGUUUAUUCAUGUAUAAAGAAUGUUUGAUUCUCAGUGUGCGAUCCCUACUGUACACCACAUUGCCUGAUUUUCCUUAUAUUGCACCUGUAAAGAGAAAACACAAAGAAAUGAUCUAUUUGACAAAUUCCUCCCGCUUCAACUCUGAUACACAGCAAACCAAAUGUUUUGUGAAUUUCAUUCGUCUGAAGUUUUGAGAAUUGAGAAAUUUGUUGAAAGCUAGAAAUCAGUUUUUCCACAAUCUGGUGUGCUGCAGUAAUCUUCAGAAUUAACAAAUAACCAUAUACUCUUGAUUUUUUUAAAGAUUGUCUUUAUGUCCUGUUUUGUCACUCGUAUUUCAUAACAAAGCUAUUUUUGCUGUAAAUAAUGAUGCCAAAUGCAGAACUGAAGGAAUAAAACAAUUCAAUUGUG